AUGGAACGGCCCUCGAACUUCGGCCUUCGAGCCUCGAGGAGCGCUCGUUUCUGCCACCCGUGGGCGGCGGGGGACGUGCCGAUGGCGGCGGCGGCCUGCCGCGCUCAGUUCCAUGUGGCGGCGGCGGCGCAUCUGGCGCAGCUGCAGCUCGCGCUGUCCGAGGAGCACGAGAGGCUAGCCGCGCAACGCGAGGAGGCGCGCGAGCGGCAGCUGCAAGGCGUGAUCGCCGUUCUGCGCAAGGAGGUCGAGGAGCUGCGCCGCUGCGGCGGCGCCGCGCGCUCCGCGGAGGCCAGCGGAGCCGCCGUGCCCGGCCGCGUGCCCGACGACGCAGAGGCACCAGAGCCGGUGUGCGCGCCAGAGCCAGCCCACUGGGCCAGCGGAGCCCCCGCGCCAGGCGGUACACCCGCCGGCGUUGAAGCGCUGGAGCUGGCGCCCGCGGCGGAGGCGCCAGCGGUUGCGUGGCCCGCGCGCCCGGUCGAGGCACCCCGCCAAGCCAGCGCGGAGGCUGCCGCGCCAAGCGGCGCGCCCAGCGCCGCGGCGGAGGCCCCCGCGCCGGCGCCCGCGGCCAGCGCCUUCGCGGCCGCGGAGGCGGCGGCGCACGCGGCAGAGGCAACUUUGUGUGCCACGGGAGCGAUUGCACCUUUGCGGGCGGCCGAAGCGGUGGUCGCAGCCGCAGAGGCGCCGGCGGUGGCUGCGGAUGCCGCAGGGCCCUCGGAGGCGGAAGAGGCGGCGGAGGUCACAGAGGCGUCGGAGAUUGCUGAGGCCGUGGGGCCCCCAGAUGCGGCGGACGCUCCCAGGGCGGCGGGGACGGCG
Molecule: messenger RNA, 813 nt
Organism: Prorocentrum cordatum
Lineage: Eukaryota; Dinophyceae; Prorocentrales; Prorocentraceae
Source: the annotation of a GenBank genome assembly